Messenger RNA from Homalodisca vitripennis (glassy-winged sharpshooter), 915 nucleotides. RefSeq lists its product as uncharacterized. The transcript is spliced from 4 exons. The record is from RefSeq and is a predicted model, not a curated record. Lineage: Eukaryota; Metazoa; Arthropoda; Insecta; Hemiptera; Cicadellidae. The coding region runs from base 1 to 915 and encodes 304 amino acids.
AUGGUGGGGUUGAGGACGCUGAGGACGCUAGAGUCCUCCAGACAGCCAAGUAGGACCUGGUUACUCAGCACAACCCACGUGAACACCAGCAACAGUAUGGCGUACAUGGAGCCCCCCAUCCACUUACAGUUCGAACUGCAGUUCUUGACUGCAGUCAGAACUGUGAACGGUGGACUGUGGACUGUUGAAAAAUGUUCACGUCAGUACGGACUGCAGUCGCGGACCCGCAGUCCGUUCGGUGGCGUGGUUGUCGUGGCGGUAGCUAUUAAAAAACGCAAGACACGAAGGCAUCAAAUGUGGAAAAAAGAAUGGCUUCAGAGGAAGAGAUUUAACCACGUUCACCUUCUUAGGGAGCUUGAAGCAUAUCCUAGAGACUGGAAAAACUACUUAAGAAUGGACGAGAAAACGUACUUUGAUUUAUUACGUAUAGUAACACCAUUGAUUACCAAACAAGAUACAAAAAUGAGGGAAGCCAUUACACCACAUGAAAAACUGACUGCGACAUUGCGGUAUCUAAGCACUGGCAGAACAAUGGAAGAUUUAAAGUUUUCAACGAGAAUUUCCCCCCAAACAUUAGGAAGAAUAAUUCCAGAGACCUGCUCAGCUAUUGUCAAGGCCUUGAAUGACUAUUGCAAGGUACCGAAUACAGCCGAGGAGUGGAAACAAAUUGCACAGGAGUACGGGGAAAAAUGGAAUUUCCCCAACUGCCUAGGCAGCAUGGAUGGAAAGCAUAUAGCCAUAACACCACCACCUGGAAGUGGUUCUUACUUCUAUAACUAUAAGGGUUUCCAUAGUCAGGUACUUUUCUGCAUUGCUAGUGCAAACUAUGAAAUAAUUUAUUUUCAUUUUGGUGUUAAUGGCCGGGUAUCUGAUGGAGGAGUUCUGAAAGAGACAGACCUCAACAAGAAAAACUAA